AUUUCAUUAUAUAUAAUAGUAUAGUGUCUACAGAAUUUAAAGGGCUUUAGAUUUUAGAUCUGGAAUUUGUGUCUAGAUAAUCUAGAUUAGAAGUUUAGUUAGACACAAAUAUAAUGUUAAAUCUAGAUUAUCUGAAACUUCAAUAGCUCUUGUUGUCAACUUCUUGUGUUAGAUGUGCUGUUGUGUUUAGCAGUGUUUUCAGAAGGCCUGAUAGAGAAGAUCGUAACAAUAUAUAUAUAUCUGUCCUCCUUUUGCUAUGCUGAAAUAAGAUGCAAGCAGACUACAACAUUCCAGACCAAGACUCUUAUCAAGCUUCAAGUUGAUAACAUAACAACUUAACAAAAUUGAAAAAUGAUGAUUAAUGAUCAAAUGAUUUUAGAAGAGGAUUAUGAUGAAAAUUAUGAACCAACGGAAAAUGAAAUUGUGGAGUAUGCUACAUCCAUUGGAAUCGAUGUUGAUACUGAACAACACCUGCUUUGGAUUGCUAGAGAAGGAUUUAAUGCUCCACUGCCUGAUAACUGGAAGCCAUGUCAAACCCCAACAGGUGACAUCUAUUACUUUAACUUUGCCUCGGGGGAAAGUAUUUGGGACCAUCCCUGCGAUGAGUUCUACAAGAAAAUGGUCUUGGAAGAAAGACGAAAAGGCUCACCUGAUAAAAAUAAUGCUAAUAAAAAAAAGACAAAAGGUAAAGAGGACACUAAGAAAAAGAAAGGAGGAGUUGCAUUAGGUUCCUCUGGAAGUGGAGGAAUGGCAGAUGAAUUAGGACCAUUGACUAAAGCACCUAUUUUGAAGACUUCUCAGCUGAAUCCUAUAAACCUAAAAGCAGAUUCCAGCCUGGGAACUCCACAGGUUCACAAAGGCAGUGCUCCUUUCGUAGGAUCCAUUAAGUCUGUAGAUAGUCUUGAUGGAGCUUCAUUUCUCAGAGGAUCAACUGGAAAUUCUCAGCAGAUUAGGGGGAGCUUCAACACAACAAGUGGAUCUAUGAAUAAAAGUCUCAAUGUGACUAGUAGUGUUACCAUUCCUGCCUUGUCUGGAGAUUAUGAAGAUGAUGAUGAAAACUUUCGUCCAGGACUAGGCUUCAAUUUACAAGAUAUGGCUGCAUUAGGCUAUGAGGAGUCAGAUUUGGAGUCUGAUGAGAGUAAGCAGCGCAAAGAAUCAGAGAGUGAUAGUGAUGACUAUCGGAAGGAAGUGGACUUUGGACUGGAUAAAAAUCUGUCUGAGAAACUGAUGGAAUUAGAGAACUUAGAGCCAGGCCUGAGAGGAUCAUUGGAAAAGAUAACCAAACUUGGCAGUAGUUUAGGCCAGGAUAUAGAUGGUACUUUAUCACUAAAGUCAACUGCUAGAGAUGAGUCCCCCAGAGGUAAAAUCUCACCUCUUGACAAUGAGAUGGAAAGGAGGAGGAAAGCUGAACUUGCCGCACUCUCAGCUGAAAGACGACAACAAGAACAAUUUCUGAGAGAGGAAGAAACCAAAAUAUCUAAUGCCAAUGAAAAAGCAAUUAAAGAAAUGAAAGAAAAACUAGGGAGAGAACUAGAGAAUACUAAGCUUGAGCUUCUUGAGGACAAAGACAGGAGGUUGAAACUGCUUAAAGAUGAGAUAAAGAAGGAGGCAGAGGAAGAGGAGAGAAAACUGAGGGCAGAGAAGAAAGACAUGAUCAGUCAGUUGCAGGAAGAGUUAAAGAGCGCUAAGGCCCAGGUAGCCAAUGAAUUGAGCCAGUCUCAGGAACUGGACUUGUCUCAGCUCCGCAAUCAGCACACCAUUUCUCUAGCCCAAAAAGAAGUUGAACUGCGGGAACAGAUGGAUAAAGCUUUACAAAAACUGAGGGAUGAAGUCGGGGCUCUGAAGAGGGAGGAGCAAGACAAACUGGAGGAUGAGAAAAAGAAAGCAUUAGAUAAAUUAGCCAAGCAGGUAGAGACAUCAGUUGCGUCUGAAAAGUCCAAGCUAGAGGAAGAUCAAAAGAAGCAGUUAGAGACACUGCGCAACAAACAUGAAUCUGAAAUAGAGAGAUUGAAGCAAGAUUUAGACAAACAACACAAGGAGAAACUGAACAGUCUCAAAAAUGAGCUGGAGAUUUCACAUAAAAAGGAAAUGGAGAAACUCCGUGAUGAAAUCAGUAAACUUCAUGAUGCUGAAAAAGCUCGUGAAGAAAGUGAGCUAGAGGCUGCUAAGAAACGUCAAAAAGCAAUCAAUGAUUUAGAAAAAGGGCUUGAUGAGAUACUGAAUGAGCGCAGGAUGGAGAUGAAACAUGAUCAUGAAACUCAGCUGACUGCCUUGCGCCGUGAACAUGAGGAGCAGCUGCGUAAGAUGAGGGAGGAGUUUAAAACCAAGAUUCAAAAUGAGGAAGACAGUAUAAAGGCUGAUCUUGAGCAAAAGAAACAACAACUUCAGCGACAACAUGAUAGGGAGGUGGAGGAGAUGAAGAAAAACUUCCAAGUGAAGAAAGAGUGUCUACAGGACCAGCUGGACGAUGAGGAAGAAGAGUUGAAAGAAAAAAAUUCUGACCUAGAGAGAAGGAAAGCCUUUUUGGACAAGUCAUUAAAGUCCCUUGAUGCCCAGGAGAAACUUCUAGAAGAAAGAAGAAAAAAGUUGACUGAAGAAAAAAACAAACUGGAACAAGAUCAUGAUGUGGUGCUAGGAGCUAAAGUGACUUCUCUUGGAGAGGCAGAGCUUGAGAGAAUGAGAGGGGAGAGGAGGCAACUGCUGGAAGAAUUGAAUGAAGAGCAAGAACAAUUGGACAAGAUCAAGAGUGAGAGAAAAACCAUUGAAGGGGAAGUAAUCAAGCUGAAGAUGUCAAGGGACCAACAGAAUAGGAAAUUAGAUGAGAUCAGGAAGAGGAUGGACCAGAAGCUGAAGGAGUUUGAAGGCUUACAAGAUCAUUUCACUCAGGAAGUUCAGAAGAACUCUUCAGUGCAGAGAACUGAAAGUGUGCCUGCUGCCAACUCUAAGCUGACAGUAGGAGAUUUACAAAGUAAUCUCUAUAUGAAUGGAGCUAUCAGUGAUGAGGAAGAUUUUCUUAGAGACCAAAAUAAAUCAUCAUCAAUACUAAGGCCUGGCAUUUCCUGGCAAGAUGUUUUAGCUGCAGAUGACAAUUGGCUUGAGCCUAGCAUACCUGGCACCAGAAGAAGAGGCUUGAGAGAGCACUUGGCUGUAGAAGAGCAGACCCUGUCUAGGGCUAAAGCUUACUUACAGAAGCAGCGGAAGACUUUGAAACAGAGACAGUCUGCUCUAGCAGCAGCUAAACAAGAGCUAAUAAAGGAUACACAGAGACUCCGAGAAGGGGACAUGUCUGAGCGUGGAGCUGAACUACUGAAUGAGGUCAAAGAACAUUUAGAGAGAGAAAAGCAUCAAAUCAGCUCAUUACAGAGCCAAAUCAACUCUGGCAGUCAGCUCUUGAAACAGAAAGAAGAUAAACUUCAUGAGAUGGAAGACUUGACCAGAGAGAGUGUGAGUGAUGAUGAAAAAGAGUACUCUCCCUUUGUCCAUUCUUGGUCAAAAGCCAGAUUGCCUAACCUGGACCUGAGUGAUGAUGACAGCAGUGGAGUUAGUAGUUCUAAUGCAAGUCUGGAGAAUUUUCUGUAUGGUCAUAAUAAGUACACCACCACCUUGGGCCCAUCCUACUUCACUUCCAGUACGGCCGCAAGUAACCAUAGCAACGAUGAGCUGGCCAAAGCCUUGAAGAAGAUCAAUUCAGAAUUAGCGCAUGUACUAACUUUCAUUGACAGAGACACUGGGGUGACGACUGCCUCUCCAGAAAGACCAUCUCACCAAUAUACCUCUAGCAGCAGCCAUCACUAUAAUCACUACACUGGGCUUCCUGACGGCAAUCUUUGGUCCCCGCAUCCACCUGUUGGUCCUCCACCUAGACAUUUCUCCAGCCUUGUAAACACAGCAGAGCAAUCAUUGGAACGCAAGUGGAGAAAAUAUUUUGGAGAUCACAGACCUCCAUACACACCAGCAUUAUCCUAUCAAGCUCCCUCGCAUGGUUUGGGAUCAGCUUCAUUAUCUAUCAGAGAUCGCCAAUUUAGGAUGAAUUUUUUGGAAUCCAAGCCCAUAGUAUCAAUUCAGACACAGCUUGCAGCGCAAAAAGAGUGGUUGAAACAACGAAGUAGAGUAGACAAUCCUGUUAAAAACCUUCACCUUAAAACUGAAUCUUUACAUAGCACAAUGGAUCUGAAUGACCUUCAAAAUGACACUCCACUGGUGGCAACACCUCCCAAGUAUGGGAUGAAAGUACGCUUGGAGCUGGAUGAUCAAGAUGAGAUACGCGUUAGACACUACUGAAGAAACGGUUUAGCUUGCUUCUUGACAGUAUCUAACUUGCCAGAUCAAAACAUGUUGGCUGUUUGUAGCUUGCCUGAACAAAAUUGUUGAUUCAUUAUUUGAAUAUAAAUUUUGUUGAUUGGUGAGAAUGUUAUGCUAAAAAGUAAAAUGUUUAUUGCAAAAAUAGUGACAAUGAACUCAAUGUAUUGAUUCUUGAUGAAGAUGUUAUAGAUAUGAUGUUCACUCUAUGUUAUUUAAUGGUGAUAAUUGAUUUUGUUAAUAACAUUGUUAUGCAAGUUUUUGUUAUAUUUGUAGCCCAGGUAAUAUCUUGAAGGCUAUAGUAUUACUACAUGGUAGAAUGUCUAGCAAAGUCUUUAACACUAGUUCUAGGAAUAAAGGCACAGACUUGACACUCUUGUUGUGUAAAUAGAAUGCUUGUGAAUUAUGAAGUGACACUCUUAUUGUAUAAAUAGCAUGCUUAUGAAGUUGUAUUUAUUUUUUGAAAUAAAUACCUUCAUCAGAUGAAUUAGGAAACAAGAAGUAUCAUGAAAAUAGAUCUAAACUAUUUUUUUUUUCUAAAUGCAAAAAAAAAAAAAUAUUAUAAAUGUAUCAAGAAAAAUGCAAAAAUAUAGUAUUUUAAAAAGGAUUUGAUUAAUUGGGGAUCUGUAUCUGAUUUCCAAAUGGUUGAAACUACGCAUUACAAAAAGGAUGGGUAGUUGAUGGUACAAGUGUAUUUUUUGUUGAGUUGUUUACAAAAUGAAGUCAAAGAUUGUGUUUUUCC
Molecule: messenger RNA, 5041 nt
Organism: Biomphalaria glabrata
Lineage: Eukaryota; Metazoa; Mollusca; Gastropoda; Planorbidae
Product: centrosomal protein of 164 kDa-like
Exons: 36
Coding region: 352-4281 (1309 amino acids)
Molecular function (GO): protein binding
Source: RefSeq, a predicted model, not a curated record